AUGGCCAAUCUUUUUGGUGCAGCUCCUCUUAGAUCGAUCGAACGGGAGCCUCGAACGAAGCAAUUCUCGUUUGGGACACGCCACAUCCCAGCUGUCGCCUCGGAAAUCCCCGACCUUCAUUCCACACCCGGCCUAGUUACAUCGGGUAUUAGACUCCUGUCCGCCUUUAUCCAACCAGGUGAAGAAAAAAAGAUCAAGGAGGAGUAUUUCGUCACUGAGGUAAGGGCUUAUGGCCGGCUCAAACCCUUACAGCGAGUUGUGACACCAAGCACCUCGGGUAUCUUCCUCUCAUCGCCUGAGGAUGCAACGAUGAUGCUUGAAGACCUGUCAACUCUACUCCGGUCGUGUUACCGAGCACCGCACGCGUUUAGCGUGCAUCAGGAUGACAGCAACCUGUCAAACUUCCGGCUUGUGGAUGGGACGUUGAGUAUUAAGCAUCUGGCUGAUGAUUGUGUGGCAAUGCAGGCUUACUAUCGGGAUGAGUGCUCCCCGGAGGCAGCUUGAUUAGAGUACUUAGGGUAGGAGCGCGAGGAAAGACUUCCAUAAUUCGUAAUAUCCUGAAGGGAACACGAGAAACCGUUUCCACAGUCCCCCAUAUCCCAAACCUCAUGAGCUGAACCAGCGACGUAUAACCGGGUAUCCAAAUACACCAAAACCUCCCAACAAACAUUACCCACCCUAAGCCGAUUUCCCUCCCUUAAACUCCCCGCUCCCACUCUCCCUCCCCUCUAC
Molecule: messenger RNA, 732 nt
Organism: Chaetomium fimeti
Lineage: Eukaryota; Fungi; Ascomycota; Sordariomycetes; Sordariales; Chaetomiaceae
Exons: 7
Coding region: 1-504 (167 amino acids)
Source: RefSeq, a predicted model, not a curated record